This is a messenger RNA of Camponotus floridanus (Florida carpenter ant), 2563 nucleotides long. RefSeq lists its product as uncharacterized. Lineage: Eukaryota; Metazoa; Arthropoda; Insecta; Hymenoptera; Formicidae. The record is from RefSeq and is a predicted model, not a curated record. The coding region runs from base 29 to 2518 and encodes 829 amino acids. The transcript has 14 exons.
UGCUACAGUAAAAUUAUCAUAGAGCAAAAUGGAGAUUAUGGAAGAUGGGAAUUUGGUCGAUCGCGUAAGAAUUUUAUUGCAACGAGAUAUGCAAUAUUACCAGGAAAUGCAAACCGUUUUGAGAGAACCGCUGUGCCUACGCAUUAGCGGUGGAAAACUCGAUUUUCCACGACACGCUUCGUUCGCCGCAAUAAAGAUUGUCACAUGGUGGGAAGCGGAUUUUGUAGCCGCUUUUAAGCGUGCCUCUGGUUUAAGCUCUGCCGAAAACGAAAGCACGUCCAGCGUCGAUAGCGAGGACGGUGUUAUUAAGCGGAUUCAACCGUCCGAUUUUAUUCUGCUUGUUGUCGAUACCGCUGAACAAUUAUUAGAACAUUUGCAUAUGUUAAUUCAAGAGUCUUUAGAUCACGCCGAUCUCACUGUGCUCACCGCCACUUUGGGCGCAGCAGCACUCAUACGAAAUUGCUUAUGGUGUUACAAUCAGCACACAAAAGGAACUAUCUCUUCUCAAUCAAGUGAAAAAAUUAAUAAAUCCCACAAAGCAUUCCACGAAAUGGCCGAAGCCGUGGCAGAGAGAUUGCUCGACCUACACUGUAGAUUAAUUUCGUUGUACAUACUUAACGAAGCGGAUUCUCUCAGCUGGCAUAGCAACAAACCAUUCUUUGAGAAAGAGCGUUGUUCCUAUGUUGUACAGAUGUGGUGGCUGUAUAUGCAAGGUACUAAGGCGGAUUUAUGGAAUACUGUCUCGCCUAAGAUGGCACAGCGUGUAUUUUCAGAAAUGCUAAACGAAUCCCUAUCUAUCAUAACGACGCGAUUCAUUCACGGUCGACCGUCAAUAGCACGAUCCGAACAAUUUUGGUCGGACGCCUUUAAUGUGCUCUGCUGUACGGGAUAUUUAGCUUUAGGUGCAUGUGUCGAUGGCGACGGAAUGAUAGGUGCACGACCGAGUAAUUUGCCGACAGCGAUAAGAGAUAUACAUGCAAAGUGUAAUGAAUUAUUAAUUUGCUUGUUACUUAGAGGCACUCCUCUCAAAGAAUUGUAUCAGAUCUUUCGACACGGAUUGGAAAAUUUGGCGAUACUGCGGCCGCGACGCAGUCCGGCUCCUUGGCUAUUAAUAUGCGCUUCGAAUUUAUUAGGAUUAGACGCAACUGAUUCUCUAGCUGACAUUGUAACAUUACCCGAAGAUAAAGCUGUCAUUCUUGAAUUGAAUGUCAUGAGACAUCAGCCUCAACCUAAUUGGCCUCAACUGAUGAAAGUGAUAUCGAUGAACGAUUAUAUCGUAGGCAAGAUGCUAUUAAAGACGUUAGUACGUCAAAAUGUGGGCUUUACGUCCGUGGACGAGUGCGACGCACUUGACAAAUCGAAGAAGGACGAAAAGAGUUGCGGUGGCUUCUUAUGCAGUGGAUCAGCGUGCGAUAAAUCGCUAAAAAUAACUUCGGCUUUGGCAUUAUACAGCUUAUUUCAUGUAUUAGUGGUAACCGUUAACGAGCCGGAGCGCGUAAUUAUACCUGCAUUAAAGCAGGAUCCGAAUUGGUCCAAUUAUCUGGACAGACAACAGGUUUGGAAUCAAUCAAGACCACCCUGGCUCAAUGCCUUAAUAAAGCCUCUGAAAAUCAUGAUGCAACCGAUAGUCGAGAUGCUUUUAGAAGCUGCGAAAACAGGUGCCAGCAUAUAUCAAACCAUGUCGCUGGCAAUCGGUUGUUUCACCGAGUUGUACGUGACAGCUUCGACUCCCAUUUUACGCGCGGCUUUCGCGCUCAACGAUAACAUUCCCGCACAUUGUCGACCGAUCGGCGGCAACGUGUUGCUUCAAAUACUGUGCGCUGCCCUGUACUCCGGCUUUCUGGAUGUGUCUGCAAAGAGCGGAAGCAAUGAUGUCCAUGGUACACCGAGUUCCGAAAACACGAGCUGCGAGCUGAGCCCCUUUAAUCCUUACGAUAGAUCGACCGCUGCCACUGCGCUCGCCGAGGCAAUUUGCAGCAUCGACGAGGACAACAAGCACACGGCGCAGAUAGACUCCUUCUUGCUUCUCGUGAAAGACAGCCUCAGAAGAGAAGGUCAAACUUCGAGAAACGACAAAUUACAGAACAUGACUUGCGUCAUUGAAACUUACACGGACGAAUUAUUGUUCACAAGUACUGGACGACGUUCCUUAAAAAUUAUAUGCGAAUAUUUAGUCCGAGCAUCCGAUUGGGUAUUAAAUAAUCUACGUUGCGACGAGAAGAACAGACAGAUGGAUUUGCUGAAUCUGCCAGAAGUCUCACCCAUCAUAAAACCUCUUGCACACUUGAUGUUUCAUAUCGAGGAUACCUGCUUUGAUCAGUUUAUGGUUAAUUACGAAGCAACGAAUUGGGCAAAGAUAUUAACGAUGCCUUUGUCGAUUACUUUGGAGCGUGUACGAAGUCAAGUUCUUUUAAGACCAGAAUUGAAGAAUGUCGGAGAUCUUAGUCAUGAGGAUAAAGAAGUGGUGCAAUCUAUCAAAAGAAUUUGUUCAUUUGUCAGGUCAGCACGUUUCAAAUAAGUGAUUACAUGCAUAUUUAACGUUAAGUAAUAUCUUUUUCCUAUA